Molecule: messenger RNA, 1916 nt
Organism: Durusdinium trenchii
Lineage: Eukaryota; Dinophyceae; Suessiales; Symbiodiniaceae
Source: the annotation of a GenBank genome assembly
GUUGGGUGUUGGCAACAGUAAUCAGCAGAAGGCACUUAGGGGAUCGGUCAGCUGCGGGCCAUGCUACGCUUUGUGUUGCUGGCGGUUUGUGCCGCCCAGGAGCUGCACAUCCUGAGCAAAGUACCAGAGACGGUGCAGGUUCAUUGGUUACCAGGGGGUGAUGCCAAGAGCCAUCCAAGCGGCGAGCUGGAGCCGGCGGGUGAGGAAGCAAGCAGCUUCAUCAUCAAUACCUAUGCAGGACACAGCUUUCGAUUCCAAGCUGGCACUCUCAGUUCCAAGCCAGUGACCCAUAGCGGAGGGGCCUAUGACUUGGUGAAGUUGUCUCCGGGUGCUGCUGCCCUCACUGCGGAGCUGGUCACUGCAGAUCAGCUUCACAGCUUGGUUGGAGAAAUGUACUCGCACUGCCGGGAAAGGGACUCCGGCUACAUCAAAUGCUGCCACGACUUCCUCAACAAGAGCCGGGGCAUUCCCCCGUUCUUUGCAGACAAGUACAUGAACGCCUUCUCACCGCACAGAUUGAUGCCUAGAGUGGCAGGACGUGGCGACUUCAAAGACUCUAAGUCGCAUAUCCACAACUUGGACGACGAUGGCUAUGGCGGAAGCUUACCUCCGGAUGAGAUGGUUGUUUUGAACAACAUGCCCAUUCCGGUGGAGCUCCACUGGGCUUACGCCGCUGAUGCCAGCGAUCUUGCAAGUGAUACUGCGGUGCACGACACCACCUUAAUCACAGAUGUGGGAUCCAAAUCCUUUGUGCGGAUCACUGGGCAUCCCGGGCAAAGCUUCCUGGCGGUUGCCCAGCACACUAGACAGCCAGUGUCCAAGACGGCACUUUUCAGAUAUCCUUCAGAGCUCUUCGUAGUAAUGAUUUCGGAGUCAAGCAGCGGCAAAGAUGCCAAGCCAGAUGUGGCGAUUUGGGAUCAGGAUGAGCUGAAGAUCAUCCUCAGCGAAUUUGCCAAGAAGUGUGGAGAUCGUUCUCAUGAGGAGCAGUCCUUCAUGGAGUGCCUGAAACAGACAUCAUCCUUUCCUCCGGCUACGAGACUACCAUACAAGAUCCUACAGGCACUGACGGCGUUGUGGUUCCAGCUGCUUUGGACCUCCCUCCAACAUUGGCGCCACUGUGUAUACCUGCCAGACACUGCCCCACUGCGGCACAUCACCCUAGAGUUGCACGAUGGGAGCGGCCGCAAUCGCUCGGUCAAGGCUCAGGUUUUGCGAGAGAAGCCAUUUGUGGUGGGCAUUGCAGGCUUUGCAACGGCAGAGGAGUGCAAAGAGCUCAUUACUUCACAGGAGUUAGAGACGGAAGAUCUCGCAAUGGCCUUCAUUACUGGCGGAGCACACUCCAAGUCACGUCGGACACUCACCCGGAAUCUCUACCCCACUCAUGAGGCUCCUGGCAGCAUCUUUGCCAAGCUCUACACUCGGUUCUUUCAGGCCGCACGCGGCGCAUCAGGCUACGACCUUUGGCCGGAAGGACAAGAGCCUGUGAAUUGGCUUCACUACAAGCCUGGCUAUGAGUAUCGACCUCAUUGCGAUGGUGGCUGUGGAUACGAUCCGGUGACUUUGGGAGCCCGUGUGGCAUCCUCAUUGCUCUACUGCAAUGUGGCAGAGCAAGGUGGGAGCACCAUCUUUACAAAAGACACCACCAAGUUCACUCCAGCAAAGGGCGACUUUUUGUUCUUUGCCUACAAGCAUGAUCCCGACUUUAUGUCGAUGCACGCAGCAUGCCCUGUGUUGAAAGGCGUCAAAAGCACAGCUACACAAUGGUAUCGAGAGGGGGUCUCCGCCGACUACACCUGGGAGCAUGUCCAAGACUUGGGCCAAAGUCAUUCUCCCGAGUUGUGAUGACCCUGAAUCCCUCGGGCGAGAACUCAGCACCAAAGCAGUGUUGAAACCCAUGGAUUUAGACAAAUUGCGAG